AUGGGGAAUGGUCCGCUCGAGCGGAAGCUCAAAUUUGAGAAAAAGAACCAAGACCUGGUCAAGCUGCCAAAGUGUAAGCUCUUCCCCCCACCCAAGCCAAAUCGCCGACGACAUUCAAGGAAGGGGAAAUUGACUGUCAUGUCUGCAGAUGCAAAGGUUGAAAAGCGACCGAUACCACACGCUCCCAUUGCAUCGCCCUACGCAGGUGCAUCCGUUCCGAAGAUUGUAUAUGUCUCGAGCAACACACCUUUCAUGAGCGCCGUGAAGCGUGUACAGAAAUUACUCCUCCAAGCCGAAAAGCGCGCCACGGCCAAUAUUAGCCUCGGGGAUACACGAAAAACCGAGCAACAGACGCUUGCAGAACUGGCAAAGGCUGCGGAGAAUCGAGAAGAGGUCUUUGUCAAAGCUACUGGGCGGGCAAUCGAGAAGGCUCUCAAUGUGGGGAAGUGGUUCCAAGAGAAAGAAACCGAGUACAACGUCCGGGUGAAUACCGGCAGUGUGUUGGUCGUGGAUGAUGUUGUUGAAGAUGAGGAGAAAAAGGUGCAAGAGGAAAAGAAGCAGCAGCACCAGGGAGAACGGAAAGGAAAUGAGAAGGAUGUCACAGAGGACAAGAAUGGCGCCUCAAAGCCUGGCACUAAAACAAAGAAGCGGAAGCGACAAGAGGCGCCUGCAGCAUCCGAAGAUGCCGAGUUACCUGAAUCGCGAACUCGGUGGAUCAAGAUGGUUGAGGUGGCUGUAAGCCUCAAGUGA
Messenger RNA from Penicillium argentinense, 750 nucleotides. RefSeq names its product ribonuclease P subunit p20 family protein. Gene Ontology annotation, cellular component: nucleolar ribonuclease P complex; ribonuclease MRP complex. The transcript has a single exon. NCBI's taxonomy places the organism in Eukaryota, Fungi, Ascomycota, Eurotiomycetes, Eurotiales, Aspergillaceae. The record is from RefSeq and is a predicted model, not a curated record. Gene Ontology annotation, molecular function: RNA binding. Gene Ontology annotation, biological process: nuclear-transcribed mRNA catabolic process, RNase MRP-dependent; rRNA processing; intronic box C/D snoRNA processing. Bases 1 to 750 code for a protein of 249 amino acids.